Sceloporus undulatus (fence lizard) is the source of this 5793-nucleotide messenger RNA. RefSeq names its product fibroblast activation protein alpha (gene FAP). The record is from RefSeq and is a predicted model, not a curated record. Bases 287 to 5542 code for a protein of 1751 amino acids. Lineage: Eukaryota; Metazoa; Chordata; Lepidosauria; Squamata; Phrynosomatidae. Gene Ontology annotation, molecular function: serine-type endopeptidase activity; DNA binding; ATP binding. Gene Ontology annotation, biological process: proteolysis. The transcript has 41 exons.
GAAAGUAGCGGGGAGGGAUUCCUACUACUGGCUACAAUAUAUGACCCGCCCCCGGCUGAGUUUGUGCUCGACUUUGAGUGCCAGCCUGGGAAGCGAAGAGGUGAAGGGGAAAGAGAAGGGAGAAGAAGAGAAGAGAAGGAAAGGGGAAGGGAAAAGUAAAGAAAGAAGAAGUGAAAAGAAGAGAAAAAAGAGAAGAAGGGGAAGGCAAAGGAGGGAAGGGCAGGAGGGAGCCCUGGGCAGGCGCUGCUGCUGUGCGUAAAGAGGGUCCCUCUCGAUCCCAGCCCCGAUGGAGCCGGAGGAGGGCGGCCCUUGUGCUCCUUCUCAGGAGGAGGCCCUCCUCUACCUGCUCUCCUGCUUCAGGGCCAGGAUCAAGCGGGAGAUGCAGGUGCUGCGGGUGCUGGACUGGAUGCCCUCGCUGCCUCCGGAGCCCCGGGAGCGCAUCCGCGCCGUGGCCCAGCGGGCGGGCAACCUGGCGGCGGCCGAGCUGCUGCUGCGGGAGCUGGAGAAGGAGCGGGGCCGCCGGGGCCUGUGCCAGGAGUUCUACCAGGCGCUGGUGGAGGGGGGCUUCGGGGCGGCCAGCUACCUGGACCCCAGCCUGCGCGCCCUGCCCUCGCCCUCCCUGGAGGCGGCCAGCGACGGGGGCGCCUUCCUGCUGGCCCUCCUGCAGGGCUCCCUGGUGGAGCAGCUCCGAGCCACCCAGGUGGCCCACCAGUGCCUCCAGAAGGGCCUCUUCGACGGGGAGGACCUGGAGAGGAUUGAAGCUGAAAAUGCUGGAGGGAAUAAACAAGCAGUGAGGGAAUUGCUGUGCAGGGUAGUGCAGAAGAGGCAAUGGUUCUCACCAUUUCUGGAAGCCUUGCGCGAUGCUGGGCAUGGAAAUGUUGCAGAUGCCCUAUGCGGACAGAAAAAUGAAUCCAGCAUAAAUGGAAUGCCUGCACCUGUAGAUGAGAGAACAGCAACUGACAGGCCUCUUGCUUCUGACUCUGUGAGGAAUGUGAUGCAGAGUGCAGUAUUUGAGCCCAGUGUGGCUGGUGGAGAGAAUGCCUUAGAAGAAUCAUUUGGAGAGGCCUCAGCAAUGUCAGAAUCUGAAGUCAGCUUGCUGGAUGAAAAUGUCAAUAAUACAAGCGAAAGCUUCACAGUCUGUGGUGAUUCAGAUGAUUCUGAGGAUAGAAAGAGGACAGAUUCACCUGAACCAGACCUGACUCUCCGAGACUACCAAAUGGAGGUAGCUAAACCAGCCCUGGAAGGGAAGAAUAUUCUCUUGUGCCUCCCUACAGGCAGUGGCAAGACUCGAGUGGCUGUUUACAUUGCCAAAGACCAUCUGGAUAAGAAGAAAGAAGCUGGAGAAGCUGGAAAGGUUAUAGUCCUUGUCAACAAGGUGCCCUUGGUGGAGCAGCAUUACUGGAAAGAAUUUUACCCUUACUUGAAACACUCUUACAGUGUGGUCAGGCUGAGUGGCGCAACUCAGUUGAAAAUCUCAUUCCCACAAGUUGCCAAAAAGAAUGAUGUCAUCAUCUGUACUGCUCAGAUUCUUGAGAAUGCAUUGCAAAAUGCAGAGAAAGGUGAAAAAGAAGAAGGAGUCCAGUUAUCAGUGUUCUCCUUGAUCAUUAUUGAUGAAUGUCAUCAUACCCAGAAGGAAGCUGUCUACAACAACAUCAUGCGGCGAUAUUUAAAACAAAAGAGGGGAAAUGAGAAGCUGAGGAAAUUGGGAAAACCAACAAUCCCUCAGCCUCAGAUUUUAGGCCUGACAGCUUCACCCGGUGUAGGAGGUGCAAGAAACCAUUCAAAGGCUGAGGAACAUAUUCUGAAAAUAUGUGCCAAUCUUGAUGCAUAUGGGAUUACAACAGUCAAGGAAUAUGACACACAACUGAACAAUCAAGUGAAGGAGCCACGGAAGAAGUUUGAGAUUGCGGAUGACAAAAAAAAGGAUCCUUUUAGAGAGGAACUCGUAAACAUAAUGACAAAGAUCCAGGACUAUUGCCAGUUCAACCCCAAUGCUGAGUUUGGAUCCCAGACCUAUGAACAGUGGGUAGUUCAAGAGGAGAAAAAAGCUGCCAAAGAAGAAAAUCGCAAACACCGUGUCUGUGCAGAACACUUGAAGAAAUACAAUGAUGCCUUGCUAAUUAAUGACACCAUGCGGAUGAUAGAUGCAUAUAACCACCUCAAAAACUUUUAUAAGGAGGAGCAAAGUAAGAGGAUGGCAGUGAGUGAGAAUAGCGAUGAAGAUGAUAUGGCAAUAGCACUAAAACCUGAUGAAACAGAUACAUUUCUUAUGGAUUUGUUUUAUGGCAAAGAGAGUGUGCUACAAAGGUUAGCAAGAACAGUUGAAUAUGAAAAUGAAAAACUGAAAUGUUUGCGUGCGACUUUAAUGCAAGAGUUCACAAAGAAGCCUGAAGCAAGGGGAAUCAUUUUUACAAAGACACGGCAAAGUGCAUUUGCCCUUUAUCAGUGGAUUAAAGAGAAUCCCAAAUUUGAAGAAGCUGGAGUGAAGACUCACUACCUUAUUGGUGCUGGGCACAAUAGUGAAUUUAAGCCCAUGACUCAGAAUGAACAAAAGGAAGUAAUUGACAAGUUCCGUACUGGAAAAAUCAACCUGCUGAUUGCUACUACUGUGGCAGAAGAAGGUCUGGAUAUUCCGGAGUGUAACAUCGUUAUACGCUAUGGUCUUGUUACCAAUGAAAUAGCCAUGAUGCAGGCUCGUGGACGAGCUCGAGCUGAUGAAAGUACCUAUGUGCUUGUGGCAUCAGGUGGAUCAGGUGCUGCUGAGCGUGAAGAUGUCAAUGUUUUCAGAGAGAAAAUGAUGCAUAGAGCCAUUAAGUGUGUCCAAGAGAUGCCCCGAGAAGAGUACGAAAAUAAGAUUCGGGGCUUCCAACUGCAAAGUAUAAUGGAGGUAAAAAUGAAAGCUAAGAAAGAACAGACUAAAGCAUACAAGGAAAAUCCAUCCUUGAUCAAGUUCCUCUGCAAAAACUGCACUAAGCUGAUAUGUUCUGGAGAAGACAUACAGGUUAUUGAGAAAAUGCAUCAUGUCAAUGUCAGAAAAGAAUUUGAGGAUCUUUAUAUUAAAAGAGAGAACAGGACAUUGCAAGCAAAAGCAGCAGACUAUCAAACAAAUGGAGAAGUUAUCUGCAAAGAUUGUGGACAAAGUCCAUCGAAUGAGAAAUGUUUUGGCAAUAAAUUUGCUGACCAACAGCAACUUGCCCACUGUUGGUUUUUCAGAACCCUAAUUCCUCAUCUAAUAAAGAAGAUCAAGAAAAAGAAAGCCAAGGUAGUAGAGAUUCAGAUGAAGAUCCUAGUUGGAGUGAUUUCUUGCCUCUUGCUUUCUUUGAUAGUUAUGUGCAUUGUAUUCAUUCCUUCACAAGUUCAGCAUAAAGAAAAUAAUCCUAGGCCUCUAACAUUAGAAGAAUAUCUAGAUGGAGAUUUUAACUACAAAACAUAUUUUCCCUACUGGGUAUCAGACAAUGAAUAUCUUCACCAGUCUGCAGAAGAUGAUGUAAUUCUUUACAAUGUUGAAUAUGGCAAGUCAGACAUCUUCUUGACCAACAGUAUUCUUAAAAAAGUGAAUGCCACAAACUAUAUCCUGUCAGGAGACCAGAAUUUUAUACUGUUAGAAAGCAAUUACUCUAAGCUUUGGAGGUACUCUUAUACAGCAUCUUAUCACAUAUAUGAUCUCAUAAAUGGAGUUUUUGCCACCGAAUCUCAGCUUCCACAUAACAUUCAGUAUAUAUCCUGGUCACCCGUUGGACACAAAUUGGCUUAUGUCUAUGAGAAUAAUAUCUAUUUAAAACAAGAUCCCAGAGAACCUGCUAUUCAAAUAACCAAAAACGGUUAUUGGAAUGAAAUAUUUAAUGGAAUUCCAGACUGGGUUUAUGAAGAGGAAAUGCUGGCUGUAAAAUAUGCACUAUGGUGGUCUCCAAAUGCAAAAAAUGUGGCAUAUUUACAAUUCAAUGAUACUGAAAUACCACUGAUUGAAUAUUCCUAUUAUGGUGACACUCAAUAUCCUAGAAAAAUAACUAUUCCAUAUCCAAAGGCUGGGGCGAAAAAUCCUACAGUUAGAGUGUUUGUUGUAGAUACGACUACUGCUGAACAUUUUGGUCCUAAGGAGAUACUUGCUCCUGCAACAAUAGCAUCAGGUGACCACUAUGUCACUUGGAUUACAUGGGUAACAGAUAACCGAAUCUGUGUGCAGUGGCUGAAAAGAGUUCAGAACUUCUCUGUCUCAGCCAUCUGUGACUACAGUGAUCACUCAAGAUCCUGGACCUGCCCAAAGAAUCAGCAGCAUGUAGAGGAGAGCCACACAGGAUGGGCUGGUGGAUUCUUUGUUUCAGCACCUUAUUUCACUUCGGACACUAUUUCAUACUACAAAAUUUUUAGUGACAAGAAUGGAUACAAGCAUAUUCAUUAUGUCAAAGACUCAGUGGAAAAAGCAACCCAAAUCACAAGUGGAAACUGGGAGGCCAUAUACAUUUACAAAGUAACGGACGAUGCAAUAUUCUAUUCAAGCAAUGAAUUUGAAAGCUAUCCAGGAAGAAGAAAUAUUUACAGAAUUGAACUUAGAAGAAAUCCUGUAACAAAGCAAUGCAUCACUUGCCAUUUAAGAAAAGAAAGAUGCCAGUACUAUGCAGCAAGAUUUAGUUACAAUGCCAACUAUUAUGCCUUAAUCUGUUAUGGUCCAGGGAUCCCCAUUUCUACUAUUUAUGAAAACAGAUAUGACAGAGAAAUCAAAGUUUUGGAAGACAACAGGGAUCUGGAAGCUGCGUUGCAAAAAAUCCGAAUGCCUACAGUGGAAAUUAACAAGUUUGAAGUGGAUGAUAUUACUUUAUGGUACAAGAUGUAUUUACCUCCAAAAUUUGAUAAAUCCAAGAAGUAUCCUCUCCUCAUACAGGUGUAUGCAGGACCUUGCAGUCAAAACGUGAAACCCACUUUUGGUGUAACCUGGAUAACCUAUCUUGCAAGCAAAGAGGAAAUUGUGGUAGCCCUUGUGGAUGGUAGGGGAACAGCUUUCCAAGGAGAUAAAAUGAUGUAUGCAGUCUAUCGGAAACUUGGGAUUUAUGAAGUUGAUGAUCAGAUCUCAGCUGUAAGAAAGUUUAUAGACAUGGGAUUCAUUGAUGAAAAAAGAAUAGCCAUAUGGGGAUGGUCCUAUGGUGGCUAUGUAGCUUCGCUAGCACUUGGAUCUGGCACAGGAGUGUUUCAGUGUGGAAUAGCUGUUGCUCCUGUCUCCAGCUGGGAGUAUUAUGCAUCCAUCUACACAGAAAGAUUUAUGGGUCUUCCAACGGAAUCAGACAAUCUUGACCACUACAAAAAUUCAACAGUGAUGGCAAGGGCUGAGAACUUCCAUAAUGUGGAUUACCUUCUCAUCCAUGGAACAGCAGAUGAUAAUGUGCAUUUUCAGAACUCAGCACAGAUCUCCAAAGCCUUAGUCAAUGCACAAGUGGAUUUCCAGGCCAUGUGGUAUGCUGACCAGAACCAUGCGAUUCCAGGCCUUUCACUUAAGCACCUCUACAUUCAUAUGACUCAUUUCCUCAAGCAAUGUUUUUCUCUGCCUUAAGAAGAUAUUUUCUCCCUCCUCUGUCUGUCUGCAUAAAGAGAAGGAUGCUGUUCUUUGCUAUGAAAGCCACAUUAACUGCACAGAUUAAGCAUAUUUUGAAGGUAGAAUAAGGAAGUAAAAAUUAGGGACAGCUUAGUGUUUAUAGUUUAUUAUUGACACUUGUGCAUCAGUGGAUCAUAUGACAUUUUGUUGAGGAACAUUUAUUUGUUAGAAAACAAAGGAACAAUAAAAUAACAUGAAUAUUUUAAAUA